UUUCUGAAGUUGCAGUCCGUUUGGCCUCUCAGGGCCACCGUACGUUUCAGCCCAAUUUAACGUCACCGUGGUAGGAAUUAGAAUCAAACUUAUGGGAAAGGAGACCCCUUGGACAUCAAACAGCGUGAUGAGAACUAUUGAAAAGAAAAGAAAUAAUCUUUGGAAAAAAAUAUCUAAGGAGAAUUAAUUUAUUUUAGUCUGACCCCACUCCCAUCCGCUAACAUGGAGGAGGCGGGUUUAUGACUUAUACUGCAGGGGGCGAUAGGGACGUUUUGGCUUCAUUUUUGGGGAGCUGUCGCGUCGUCCAUGUUUUCUACAGUCAAUGCUCACACACAUCACAUACACUCCUUACUGCACCCAGUCACACGCAAGACAGUAAUUCCCGCAACACAGAGAAAGAACUCACAGGACACUCUGCAAAAUUCAAAGCUGUAGCUGUAGCAUAAACAACAACAAACUGGGACUGUUUGUAAUUCUGUCCUGGGGUUUAUACAGGUGCAGUCAUAAGUCAUAGUCAAAGCUAUAAAUAAACCCAGCAGCUUCAAGAUCAUUUUUGCUCUGGCAAGAUGGCAAGACGGUCAUAUUCACUGCUUCAAGCACCUAACUAUGUGAGGCGCUCAGAGAGCGAAGAUGACGAGGAAUCCGCUGCAUCAGUCUCCUCAGAGAAUGACAGCAUCACUACCAGUGAUGAGGAUUACCAUCCAGUGCCCGAUUCCUCUUCUUCAGCAAGUGAGAAUGAUACAAAGACAGCAGUCGAGGUAGAGCGGCUAAUGGAAGAGACGGUAGGAGAAGCGGUAGACGCCGGGGCGCCGGGGGCCGAGUGGAUGUCUCGUUCUGGGAAUAUUGAGUGGUUUCCCACUGCUGAGGAGACCAUGCGCUACAAUCCAGUACCCACUGGUAUCACUCCAGGGCCCACCCUGUAUGCAGUUACCCGCAUUAGCACCCUGAGAUCUGCAUUUGACCUGUUUGUGACAGAAGAGAUCAUUCAGCUGUUGUGCACCUACACAAACCUGCAUGGGAGGCGAAAGUGUGAGAAUUGGAGGGAUGUGGAUGAUGUGGAGAUGAAAGCGUACAUUGGGAUUUUGAUUCUCGCUGGUGUCUACCGCUCAAGGCAUGAAGCAUCGCGUGGUUUGUGGGCUGACAAGACCGGACGGGCAAUAUUCCGUGCUACAAUGCCCCACUACCGCUACGCCCAGAUCAGCGCUAACAUCCGCUUUGAUGACAAGCUCGCCCGCCCGAGAUGUUUCAGGAACGAUAAGCUUGCUGCAUUUCGCGUCCUGUGGGAAAAGUGGGUUGCUCGUCUCCCCCUGCUGUUCAAUCCAGGAGUUGACGUCUGUGUCGAUGAGCAGAUGGUUGGAUUCAAAGGUCGAUGUGGAUUUCGGCAGUAUAUGCCCAAGAAGCCUGCAAAAUAUGGCAUUAAAAUCUGGGUGAUCUGUGAUGUGGCAACCUCCUAUGCUUGGAAGAUGGAAAUUUACACAGGAAAAUCUGGAAGUUCCCGGGAAGUUAAUCAGGGAAUGAGAGUUGUGCUACAACUGACAGAGGGGCUCAAAGGACACACUGUCACUUGUGACAACUUCUUUACAUCGUUCAGCUUGGCAGAGGAGCUGCUCAGAAGAAAAGUAGCUCUGGUUGGCACAAUCAGGGGAAACAAACCAGAGCUCCCUCCCCAGCUUGUUCAGCUGAGACAGAGGAAGAUUCUUUCAUCUCUCUUUGCCUUCACCAAAACAACCAUGGCAGUCUCCUACAUGCCCAAGCAAGGGAAGAAUGUGCUUCUUUUGAGCACAAAGCAUAGGGAACCAGCAGUCAGCGAUGGGGAAAAGAAGAAGCCAGCAGCAAUCCUUGAUUACAACAAGUGUAAAGGUGGAGUGGAUAACCUAGACAAGGUUGUCGGCACCUACAGUUGUCGGAGGAAAACCAGUCGCUGGCCACUGGCUCUGUUCUACAAUCUUCUGGACAUCUCAGCAUACAAUGGCUUUGUCCUGUGGAAAGCAGUGAAUCCUGAGUGGGAGUCCACCAAGACCCACAAACGAAGGGUGUUCCUGGAGGAGCUGGGCUACAUGCUGGUGACUCCAGAAAUUGCAAGACGGCCUUGUGCCCCACGCUCACAAGCAGCCGCUGCUAUUGUUGCUGAGAUACAGCAGUCAGAAUCAGAAUCAGAGUCUGACCCAAAGCCCAUCAACAAAACGAGGAAAAGGUGCGAACUGUGUAUAAACAGAAGAAGAACGGCAACCACUUGCUCCAGCUGUGAAAAGAGUGUCUGCAAAGAUCACUCUGCUGUGGUUUGCGUGUCCUGCCUUCCCUGAGUACACGUGUACACACACACACACACACAGAAAGAGGAUGUAUUUUGUACAAACAAGCAAUAAAAGGCCGUUUUUGGCAUGACUAACAAA
Molecule: messenger RNA, 2393 nt
Organism: Pundamilia nyererei
Lineage: Eukaryota; Metazoa; Chordata; Actinopteri; Cichliformes; Cichlidae
Product: piggyBac transposable element-derived protein 4-like
Exons: 1
Coding region: 567-2303 (578 amino acids)
Source: RefSeq, a predicted model, not a curated record